This is a messenger RNA of Chrysemys picta bellii (western painted turtle), 5604 nucleotides long. It is a transcript of the gene MADCAM1, whose product is annotated as mucosal vascular addressin cell adhesion molecule 1. Lineage: Eukaryota; Metazoa; Chordata; Testudines; Emydidae. The record is from RefSeq and is a predicted model, not a curated record. Gene Ontology annotation, cellular component: membrane. Gene Ontology annotation, molecular function: integrin binding involved in cell-matrix adhesion. Gene Ontology annotation, biological process: leukocyte tethering or rolling; integrin-mediated signaling pathway; positive regulation of lymphocyte migration.
GACCACCGCAGAUCAGAGGUUCUCUCUGGGCUGGAGGGAUUGGGGGUUCCCGGCCUUCGCGCAGGGCUGAACUAUUCUUUUCAGCUAUUUCUCCGCGCUGGUCCUGGGUGCUGCUUUGAAGUUUUCCCUCUUCGCUGUACGCUACACAACUGCUCUGCCGAUGGCAUCCCCUGCAGCUCUGCUGCCUGGUGCUUCGGGGUGAGCAGCUGCGGCUCCGUCCAGAUGUGAUCUGUGUGGCCAGGGCUCCCAGCGAUGCUCUGUGCCCGGUUUGGAUUGGCUGUGCUAGCCUCGGGGUGCUCAGGAGGGGACUCUGUUAACAGCGCUGUCUCCAUCCUUGGGUACACAUGGGUCUGUUUUGUUCUGUGGUUAUACAGUGCCUGGCACAGUGGGGUCCUGGUUUGUGACUGGGGUCCUGGGCACUCCGGUAACAUAAACAAUAAUCCCACUUUCUUUCUGACGCACCCUCUCCGCGAAUCUCCACUGCACGUGGAUCUUUGAGCUUGGAGAAAAAUAAAUCGGUGACUUAAACAUUGUUAAAACUGGUUCAGAAAGGGAGGGAAAAAACACAUCACUUUGUCCCCCGGACUUUUGGCUCCGUCUUGAAUGAAAUUAAUAGGGUUAUAAAAUGUCGACACAUCUGAAUCUCAGAGAACAUUUAUUUUAGCUUUUAGAACAAUACAAAUAGCUCAGAGCCUAAUUUUUACACCCGCAGAUGUGUAUUGGCCCAUAGACAGGUCUACGCAGCAUCAGUGGCAUGACACGUGAGCAUACUGGGCUGCCAAGCGCUCUCGAAAAGAAAUACUCUCGUAACGGUGCCAAUGGCUACAAGAGUGUCACUGCCACAUUCGGGGCUAGUGCUGGCGUACUUUUAGAAAGACGGAAUGAGAUGGCUCUGUUGCACAGCUUUACUUUGGAGACAAUCCUUCAUCCAAACCGCAUCCCAGAGUGCUGCAGAGCAGGGGUGCUCAUAUUUUCAUAGGGUGGACCACAUUGUAAUAGACAGCCGGUCUCAUGGACCCUCUUCCUUCCCAUGUGCCAUUGCCCGCACCGCCCCUCCCAUUCAUGAUCACCUGCGGUCCUGCCUCCUCCCUGUUCUUCAUCUAGUUGGCACAGGGACACUGCACAAUUACCUGCAUCGAAAGUGAAUGUUAGGAAAGCAUUUAGGAGCUGACUUAGGGUGCUGAGUACCCACCCCCUUCAACUGAAGUUGGGGAGCUGCCGGCUCUCAGCACCUCUGACCAUCAUGCCCUUGGGGGUAUUUUAGCUGACUUGUGAUGCCAUCUAGCAGCUGGAAAUCAGACCCACAUAACCAGCAGCAAGUGCUCUGCAGAGUCCCAGUCCUGCACGGAAAGCAAUUUGGGAACUGCCUUUGCAGAGAGUUAGUUAAAGCCAGAUCCUCAAUGGCUGUAAAUCACUGUCGCUCCAUUGGCUUCAAUGAGUUGGCUCAAUUUACUCCAGCUGAGGGUCUGGCCCAGAUAGUACAAGAGUUGAUAGCGUGCUGGGAAAAAUGGGAAAUUAUUUUGUUUUGUUCACUGGGCCACUCCAGUGAGUCAUUAAAAAGCAAGCUGCUGCCCUCUUGGUCGUUGCGCAGACACUACAGAUCUUUGGGUCGUUUUCAGAACAGUCGAGGUUUGUCUUUUGUCAAAAUUUCCGCGCUGUUUGCUGUGCACCCCAGAGGUGGCCGCAUUUCAGCAGUGUUGUUGGCAGGGCACCUUGAGAUGAAAGUCUCUAGUGAGAUGUACAAAUUCAAUCCAAGUCACUCAUGCAAGCUUCUGUUUCUGUAGGUAUACCGCUGCAUUCUCGCCUUUCAUAUUUGCAGUGGUUUUGUAACAAAAACCAUUUUAAAUGCAUGUGUCAUUUUCUUACUUUGACAAACCAAAGCUAAAAUAAUCUGGAUUGAAUUAAAAUCAAGUAUUUAGUGCUUUGUCUUUAAACACAGUAACCAGAAUGUGGGAUUUGUGUGAUUGGCAGCCUGUUCCUACUUUCUGCUGGCUGCCUGGCUCCCAGGAGAGCAGCGCCAGCAGCAGCGGGGGGUUAACCAGUGGAGGAUGACGGGUGUUCGGGCUUAUUUUUUAAUAACCACUUGUAAAAUCUUUGUGGGAAGUAGAGACUCGGAUUAAGUUAAACCGAGGCUGUGUUGCAGGGAGAAUCUCAUCCCAUGGAAAUGUCUGCAGUUAAAUAGCAUUCCUUCCACAGUAGCGGCACCUUUCCUCCCAGCACUGAAAUGCUGCCACCUCUGAAGUGGAAGAAACCUUCCACUGCAUUGCAUGACAGUUGUGGGGAGGGGGAAUCCGAGCCAACAACCCAGGAACAAACACUCGCUCUUCUGGAAAGUCUCAGGGAAUGUUUGAAUGUUUGCGUGCAGUUUUGUCACGACACAAAGAGGGGAAGUUUGAGGGGAAGUGGAGUGAAAGGGAGAAACCCUGCCUCUUUUUGCCAUGAUCUUCAAAAUACCCUUAACUUCACCGGGGUCAGAAUUUCACCUAUGUUACAUCUGCAGUGUUACCGACCCCUCCCAUUUUAUUGCAAGUCAUGUGAAAUUUGGUGUUUUUUUAAAAAGCCCCAGCUCUAGGAGUCCUGUGAUUAUGGGAGCAUCUCAGCUUUAAAAACAAAACAAAAAAAGUUGCUAGCCCUCUUGAUUGUGGAGGUGACCUGAGUGCACCCUAGCGGCUCAGAAACCAGAGCACUGAACCCAAAAUCUCACCCUGUCUGUGCUGCCCUUUCCAUUGGGAACAGCUGCCUUAGCUAACACUCGGUAUUUACUGCUCUUCUCUGAAUGACCCUUGUUUUCUCCACUUGCUGCUUUUCCCCCUUCCCUCCACUCCACCCAGGCCGGCUGACCGUGCUGCCCCAGGAAGCGCUAGUCCAGAUUGGAGGAUCCAUUCAGUUGAACUGCUCCUUGGACUGUCCGGAUGGGACGCCCCAGUGGAAGGGGCUGGACACCAACCUGGGGAACAUCAUCUCCACCCCCACCUAUAGCCUCCUGCUCAUCACCAAUGCUACCGUAGCCAUGGAGGGCACGAAGUUCUGCGUGGGGAACUGCCAAGGGAAGUCCCACCAGGGGUCGACCAACCUGCAAGUGUACUCUCUUCCAGAUACAUUGCAGCUGGAAACCCAGCCCAAGGAGCUGGUGGCUGGGCAGCCAGCCCAUCUCCACUGCUCUAUUAGCAAGGUGUACCCACCCGGCUCCUUGACUCUGAGCUGGUAUCGGGGGGACCAGAGAUUGGAGAGCCCAGACGCUGAAGAAGUGGCUGAUGACGAGGAGCUGUUCAGUUAUGACUCUGAGCUGGAGGUCCCAGGGGAGAAGGUGACAGAGGGCAUGGAGUUCAGGUGUGAGGUGGAGCUGCUGCUGCCGCCAUCAGACAGGAGUUUCCACCGGGCCACAGCGGUGACUGUGAGCACAAAAGCUGUGGCAGAACAGCCCACAACUGAGUCAGUCACUGGCCAAGAGAAUCCCAGAACUGAGUCUCCGGCUACUACAAGGAACCCCCCUGCUACUGACCGCAGCCCCACAACUGGGCUUGGGGCUACUACAGGGAACCCCCCUGCUACUGACCGCAGCCCCACAACUGGGCUUGGGGCUACUACAGGGAACCCCCCUGCUACUGACCGCAGCCCCACAACUGGGCUUGGGGCUACUACAAGGGAACCCCCCUGCUACUGACCGCAGCCCCACAACUGGGCUUGGGGCUACUACAGGGAACCCCCCUGCUACUGACCGCAGCCCCACAACUGGGCUUGGGGCUACUACAGGGAACCCCGCCACAGAACUGACUUCUGCAGAGAGCCCCACCACAGAGUUCAUUGUCACUUCGCACAAGCCCAGUGCCAAAGCCACCUCUGUCCACUGGCUGGUGACCACAGAGACCCUCGCCACCGAGUCCAGGGCUGCCUCACAGCACCCCAGUGCAGGUGCAGCCACAACAGACUGGAGCCCCAGCACUGCCUCGAGUUCUGCUACAGAGAACCCCACCACAGGGGAUGUGGCUAGCACAGAGAACCCUCUGACCAAGAAAGCCACUAGUGACAGGAGCCGCAGAACAGAGUCUGUCUGCAACCUUCAGAUCAGGCCUGUCCCUCCUAAAGGGACCACCGGGGAAGCCCUGAAGAUCAUAUGCGAGGCAGAGUGCGGUGAGAAUGUUACCAUCAGGUGGCUGAAAACCCCUGUGGUGCUCUCUCACUACCAGGAGGAGGCGUCUGAGGGCAAAUCCACCCUGACCGUUGACCGUGUAGGUCUCGACCACCAAGGGAUCUAUGAGUGCUUCAUGCUGAGCAGGAGACUCCAGGUGGCGAGACUCCACAUCGCUGUGUCUGCUGACAUCUUCAGCACUGACUCCGCCAUCCUGGUCGGGACGGCAAGCUCUCUCCUGGGCCUGAUAGUGACAGCAUUUGCGUCACGUCGCCUGUGGCGACGACUCCACCCACCGGGCGUGAAGAGCUCUAAGGGGAACAGCGUUUAGGUGCCUGUGGCCCCGUCGUGACUCGUUUUGAACAUUCAUCCUCUUUCCACUGACCAGCUUGCCCGUUGUUCUGGAAAGCUUGGUAUUCGAGCCAGCCAGGCCCCUCGGCCUGCACCUGGCCAGAGACGGGAGUGGAGGAGCUGCCCGAUGCUUGGGCCGCUGCUGGGAGAGCUGGGUAAAUGGUCAAGUUGGAAGCUGCCCAGCAGAGCUGAGCAGACCUUUGGGUUGACCAGUCUCUUUCCUUUCCUCCACUUCACUCCUUAGCAUCAUGGUUUCCUCUGGUUUCAAGUGCAGUGGGAGCAUUUUGCUCCAAAGUCCAGACAGGUGCUGAGACUUGGAUCCUACAGACACACCUGUGGGACUCAGACAAGAGAUGAACAGCUCACAGGUGUCAGGGUACGGCAGUUUCUAAAACAGACCAAUGGAUUUUCCCUUCACAGUAUAUUGAAAACUCUCUCCUUGCUUGAGGCUUCCGGCCGAGGAGAUGCCAGUAAUAUUUCCUGUAGGAUUGGUUUGAAAUCCCUGAUCCUUUCUGGAUUUGCCACGUUUCUUUUCAUGGUUGCUCCUGUUUUUGUUCCCAAGUAUGUUGGGUAUUUCCAGUGGGGGUGGGGAAGAGAAGAUGGGCGGGCGGGGGUGGGGUGGAAUUUCAGGUGCAUUGAGGGUUGGCUAGGGAGGGACUAGGUGAGACUAUGCUCAGCCUUAGCCCCUUGGAACUGAGUGGAGACUUUAAGCAAAUGCAUAACAGUGACGAACUAUCAAUGUGACGCUCUGUACUGCUCAUACAGCGCCAUCUCCAGGCCCUGGGUUUCUUUGCGCUGAUACUCUGCCGUCCCACACCCUCCUCCUCAGAGACAGGGUUGCAACCCCUUCUGGAGAGGACUGUGGGGCAGCUGCCUGGUUUCCUUCCACGCGGAGAUCGUACAUGCACCAGCCCCAUCUCAGAGAUGGGAUGGAAACUCAAGUCAGUUCAUCUCUGUAUUUAAAACACCCUAAGAAACCCCUCCCAACUGCUGUAAUGUAUCAAACCAGGCUGCUUGUAAAUAACCUGUAUCGAAUGUUGAGAACGCAGUAGACCUGCGGUGCAUACGGAGUUUCUGUUGUAUAGUGAGAACUGCUGCUCUAAUAAAGAGUUGUUUUUACAUAU